AUGAUUACGGUCACAACUAUACACUUAUGGACAAUUAUGGACAGCAACGGUAAGCGAGUAGUUUCGGGGAAGAAGCGUUGUAUCAGGGUGGACGAGGGGUGGAGCGACGGUGUACGGGAAGUAGGAGGCGGGUACCUUUUGUGCGUAAUAGUGCGAACGAGUAAAGCGGCGAAGAGGGAUUGGAUGCUACUAUUGGCCAUUGUAGUUGCAGCGACAGCAUUUAGAGGGGAAGUAGAUGUAUUGAUCGAAAAUUAUUGA
This is a messenger RNA of Enterobius vermicularis (human pinworm), 258 nucleotides long. Lineage: Eukaryota; Metazoa; Nematoda; Chromadorea; Rhabditida; Oxyuridae. The record is from the annotation of a GenBank genome assembly.